AUGGGGUUCAUCGCCUCGUCCUUUUCUAACGACUCCCGUGAGCGCGCACACGAUGCCAUUGUUAUCCUGCAAUGGGAGAAUUCGGUCACUGCCUUGUCGCCGCGCCUGAGGUUCUGGAUCAUCCGAUUCCCUGUCCCCAGCAAGGGCGCACCGAGGACGAGAGAGACAUCCUUCCCAGUCCCAACUGCCGUUGAGAAACAGAUUGAUGAAGUCAGCUCCAUUUCCUUCGGGGCCAACCGUCGAUUGGGGCGACUUCAGCUGCCCCCGCAGGUUUUGUAUCAGACGUCUUCGAGGUCGAUCCUUGUGCAUAAUCUCUUGGUCGGCGAGAGCCAGACGGAUAGCGAGCUCCUGAGUUGGGCACCUGGCCUACGCCUACGAAAAGUUCAAAUAACCGAUGGGUUUUUUGACGAACCACUGGCGUCCUUGUCGGAAACCAGAUUUUUGUCCCAGUCGACUGUCCAAGGGGGCGUGGGAUCCAGAUUGACAGCCGUGGCACAUGAGACUGGCGAUGGCUCGAUAUCAGUCAAAUACCGAUCCAGAGACUCUCACGGCUCCGAAUGGACCUCUGCCUGGGCGGGUCACAAGCUCGACUUGGAUGGACCCCAGGAACAAAUUGUACGAACAGCAUCGGUGCUCAAUUCUGCGGUAUCCUCGGCAGUUUCUGGUUCAUCCGUCCCUCUUCACCGCUUAACCGUUGGCUCUACAGCAUAUACGGUUCUUAUCAAUCUAGGGAGAAGUGAAGACGGCUCGAAGACGAAAGUCUCGCUUUACACGACUCUGGAGUCUGAUUUCAAGGCGGAGGCACAGUCAGUCAAGGAGACUCGCGAUGAUCUCGGCCUGAGAUGGGAGGUUCAAAAUUUCCACCUGCCCAGCGGCGUCACCAACGUCGCACCAGUCGUGAUAAGAUGCUAUGAAAAGCCAUUCCAGACUUAUCUCGUUUUGUUCUACACGCACCAAGGCGCCAUGUACUACAGCCACCUGAGGUACGCUGGCUCUGGAUAUUUUGACAAUCAAGUUAUCGGUGUUCCGUGCCUCCUGGCCCCCAAGCCGGAGGACCAGCAGGUUGCACAAGCGCCAAAGGCAUCCGCCCCCUCUAGAUGGUCCAUCUCGGUCAUUUCUCGCCCAACCCCAAAACUUGCUGAGGCAGGCGAGGCCCCAUCUGAACAGGUUAAACAGGAACCCAUCUCGACGGCAUUGCAGGGAUUCCAGCCCACCGUGGUACAAGCCGACGGGUAUUUGCGACUGUUCUAUGAGGGGCCUGAUGGCAAUCCCAGAUAUGCGACUUAUGACUCCCUCCCGAAGGAAAUCCAAGAUCUCGGAGUCGGCUGGGAAGAAGUUUCAUGGUCUGCUGAGCCUCUUUUGAGCUCGGAAUCUGAUGAAGGGCGUGAUGAGAAGGCCUCUCCUAUUUCGAGGCACUUUCUCCCCGUUGUUGUUCCUCGGGACUUCAUGAACAUAGCAUAA
Clonostachys rhizophaga is the source of this 1461-nucleotide messenger RNA. The record is from the annotation of a GenBank genome assembly. Lineage: Eukaryota; Fungi; Ascomycota; Sordariomycetes; Hypocreales; Bionectriaceae.